CGGUCGACCCUCCUCUGUGGCUGCCAAGCUCGCCGCUCGGCAGCCAAACAACGGCCCAGCGAGCUGCACCUCUCGCUAAGUUAUGUCUCGCUGGCCUUUUUUCGGGAUUUGUGCUGCCGACGCGUCGACCAGGCGGCUCAGAGAACCGGGGGGAGGGAACGUGAGGGGGGAGGAAAUACUUGAGAUGAAGAGCCUCCUUGGUGGCGUAGGGCACGGGGCACAGGGCACAGGGCACAGGGAAACAAUAAAUGGGACAGAGCCUCCACUCCACUUGACUCUGACGAUGGCGUACACAGACUACAACACGUUUCUCCUGCUAGGCGACUCGAUCACUGAGUUCGCCUUCAACCAGUUUCCAGGCCCUGACGAGAACGUCCAGUUCAGUCUAGGAGCGGCGCUCCAGAAUGCAUACGCUAGACGGCUGCAGUUACUCCACCGGGGGUUCAACGGGUACAACACGCGUGACGGCGUGCCACUUGUGAGGUCGAUCUUGCGCACAGAGCACGAUGCGGUACCAGACUCAAAGAAGAUCCAGCUGGCCUACGUCUUCUUUGGCACGAACGACGCGUGCCGCAAGGGCACGUCGCCGACAAACAACGAGCACAUGCCGCUCGACCGCUUUGUCGCCAACAUGACGGCGAUCGUGCACGAGUUCCGGCAGCGGGGUAUCCCGCUCGUCGUCAUCACGCCGGGUGUCCACGACCAGAAGCUCUGGGACACCACGCACCCCGAGGAUCUUCUCACGGGCGACUGCCGGGACAACGAGACGAACAAGCUCUACCAGGACGCGGUGAAGAAGCACCUCGGCGACGUUGUCCCAGUGCUUCCAUUGUACGAUGAGACCAUGGCUUGGAUCGGGAAGCACGGCUCCGAGAAGGCCCACAGCGGGGACUACUCAGAGAUCCUCUCUGACGGCAUCCACUUCUCCGGCCUAGGCUACCGCAUCCUCUACGAUGCCCUCAUGAAGCUCAUCGAGAAGCACUAUCCCGACCGCGUGCCAGCGAACAUGCCUCUCAAGUUCCCCCACUACAGUGAGCUCACCGACGAGACCUUUGCCCACAUCGACUGACUGGCUGAAUCCACUUCUUGUUUGCUCCAGUUAUCGCUGCUCUCCAUCCCGCGAGCGGGAGAGUGGGAUGAGCCACGGACACCACAUGAUUUGGUGGGUCGGCCAGUACAUGGGCCCCAAACACCAUUGGGGCCUCCAGAAACAGUAUUGUUUUGUCUAGAUAUUUCUUUUACGGUUUAGUUAGACAGUAUCCUAAAAUGUACAACAUACCCUAGAAGCGUUCAGCCAGUAAUUGGAAAAUCAAGCUACCGGAAAUCGAAAAGUGUUUGCU
Molecule: messenger RNA, 1340 nt
Organism: Pichia membranifaciens NRRL Y-2026
Lineage: Eukaryota; Fungi; Ascomycota; Pichiomycetes; Pichiales; Pichiaceae
Exons: 1
Coding region: 284-1069 (261 amino acids)
Source: RefSeq, a predicted model, not a curated record